AUGGUGGAGGAUAUGAAAGGUAAGAUCAGAGUGUUCUGUCGAAUAAGACCGCUGACUCGCGCAGAGCAAGCAAGAAGAGGUCACAUCAUAGUUGCUUGUCUUGAUGAUUACUCUGUGAUCCUGGAGACUCCUCGAGGACCUCGCGAGUUUCAGUUUGACAAAAUCUUUCACUCAGAAUGUACACAGGAGGAGAUCUUCCUGGAAUCCAGUGGGCUAAUCCAGUGUGCAAUUGAUGGCUUUAACAUAUGCAUCUUUGCGUAUGGCCAUACGGGUUCAGGGAAAACCUUCACAAUGGUUGGAGAUAGAGAUCAGAGGAACCCAGGAAUCAUACCGAGAACCUUCACCAAGAUCUUUGACAUAAUCCAGGAGAAUGAGUCUAAAUUUGAGUUUAAGGUUUCUGCCUACAUGUUGGAGCUAUACAACGACCGAUUACAGGAUCUCUUUGUAAGCCCCACUGAAGCAUUCUGCAAGCGAAUUGAAAUUAAGAGGGACAAAAAGGGGCUUGUGUUUGCCCAAGGAGCAGAGAUAAAGACGGCAGCCAGCGCCGGCGAACUCUUUGCAUUAUUCGAGCAGGGCUGUGCAAACCGUCACAUUGCAGCCACAAAGAUGAAUGUAGAGAGUUCACGCUCUCACCUGAUCAUUGGCAUCAUGAUUGAGAGCCAGAAUCUGACCAAUGGGAGUGUGAGUUUCGGAAAGCUCAGUCUGGUGGACCUGGCAGGAAGUGAGCGAGCAGCAAAAUCAGGAGCCAAAGACGACCAGCUGAAGGAGGCAAACUCUAUUAACAAAUCCUUGAGUGCUUUAGGAGAUGUGAUUUCAGCAUUGUCAAUGGAGCAGCCUCAUGUGCCCUACCGUAACAACAAGCUGACCCAGCUCAUGCAGGACUCACUGGGGGGCAAUGCCAAGACCCUCAUGUUCCUAAACAUCUCACCAUCUGAUUACAACCUGGAUGAAACUCUCACCUCGCUUAUCUAUGCGACUCGAGUGAAAGCCAUCACCAACAAUGCACUGAGGAAUGUGGACAACAAGGAAAUUGCUCAGCUGAAAGAGGUGAUAUUAAAACUUAAGUCAGGCCAGCCAGUGGAAGAAGAAGUCUGAGCUUCCAUCACAUGGGGAUAUGGUUUUGAUAUCAAUAAGGCCAUAUUCUUAUAUUAGCAUGUUUGGUCAAUUUAAAGCUGCAAUGAUUAAUUUCUGCACCUCUGAAUGGAAUUGCAAAAAUAAACGUUUGUUUUCAAACAGCCUUCUAAAUAUGCCCCUCAACUGCUGUUGGCAAAACAAACAGAUUCCAAACGAAAUAAAGCAGGCGAAUGAGAGCGAGGGAACCCUGCUGAUAGACACUGUCACGCAAUCAGAUCUCAUUUCAAUUGACAUGAAAGACCCGUGUUGUGAUGCUUUUUAGGACAAUGUGGAGGUCCCUAAAUUUAGAGCCCUUUUUAUGUCCUGUAUGUGAGAAAUAAACCAAUUUGAGUACACAGGGGCAAGAAAAUAUCAAAAAGCACCAUAAGAGGGAGGUCUCAUGGGCGCCAUGCGAGGGUCGGACGAGUGAACGCGAACUCUGCAAACUUUGCUAGUUUUUAUAAUAUUUGUGUCAAUACACCCUGAUCCUUAAUUGUUUUGGGAAGACAAUAUUUAAAAGAAUUUAAAUUCCCUGGGCUCUGGAGAUUUUAAAAGACACUUACGUGCUCUGGCUGAUUCCCCUCAGCAGCAGGCCAGAAGACCCGCACUUAAUUCGGAUGGUGAACUGAAAGAAAUCCGGCGUGAAUUGAUGAAUAUUUUGGCAAUGCUGACAAAGCUCUUUGGAGACUUGGAGGAUCUUGCUGUAUUAAGUCGAUCAAUCACUUCCAUGGAAACAAAAUUCACUGAGUUGGUUACAAGAUUUACGGAUGUUGAGAGGCGGAUCGAUUAUCUGGAGUCAUCGAAGUGGGAAAUAGCUGCCAAUCCGCUAGUGACCAAGGUGGAUUUGGAACGCAUCUGGGAAAAACUGGAUUUGGAGAAUCGUAAUCGACGAAACAAUGUCUGAAUUGUUGGAAUUCUUGAGCAUGAGGACAUAAAAGGCUAUUAGCUGGAAAUCAAGCAAGCUCACAGAGUUCCGGCUUGGAGGACUGCUGAGGGAGACAGACCACGAUCAAUUCUGGCCAAAUUUCUGAGAUCAUCCGAUAAAGAUCUUUUGUAAUAUUAGGCGAGGCGUAAAGGAAGAACCCCAGCAUUUUGUUGUUCCCAGACCUUGCGAAUUCGACAAGAGAGAAACGUGAUCGGUUCAAGGAAUGCAAGAAACUCUUACAUCAAUGGAAGGUCUCUUUUGCUCUGAUGUGUCUGGCCUAACUGAGAAUAGAUACUAAGGAUAGCUGCAAAAUAUUUACAUGCCCACAGCAAGCGAUGUCCUUCAUAAAGACAAUCGUGUGAUUAAGCCAUUUGGUGAUUUUCAUGUUGCUGCCUAGUGGGCCUGACUCAUUGAACAUCCACUUGACUCUCCAAGGAAACUAGGCGCUUUUUUCAUUUCUUUUUGUGUUCCGCCUAGCAGCUGGAGUUUGUUUUGUGGAAUAACACUCCCUCUGGGAGUUGUGAAAGAAUCUGCACAUACUUGGAGUUUGUUUUCUGGAAUAUUUCUUGCAGGACAUUGGAGUGAUUAGGGCAUUUGUUGCACUCAUGUAAUGACUGAAUAGGCUGGCUCACUGAACAUUUGUUUGACCACCCGAGGAACUGCCUUUGUGUGUGUGUGUGUGUGUGUGUGUGUGUGUGUGUGUGUGCUGUUUCAGCUAGUGGCUGGAGUUUGUUUUGUGGAGGAACACACCUUCGUGGCACUCUACACUUUUUUGUUUUAUAAUUAUUGUAAUUCUGUUUCACAAAAUUUGUAUAGAAGCACCGGACCGGACCCAGUUGUUACAGGGGCUCUCGUAGGCGUACAUGGACUGUUUGAGUUUAGAGGGAUUGACGCCGGUUGCUGCUGUCAUGCAUGGGGUUAAUGUGCACGUUUUUCUUUUUUCUGUUUGUUUGGUUCGGGGGGGAAGUUUGGGAUUUGAUUGUUGCUCUAAUUUUGGAAUGUGGUCAUUAUAAUUGUAUAAAUAUUUUUGUUAUACAAUAAAACAAAUUCUAAUAUGCCAAAAUGUCAAAUGUUAAUAUGAGUGGAUUGUCUCUCUCCACGUGGACUGUGAAUGGGUUGGGGCACCCCAUAAAAACAAGGAAGGUUAUUUAUUUUAUUUUUCUUAAACGUAAGAAAUAUGAUAGAGCGUUUCUUCAAGAAAUGCAUCUUUCCUUUC
Messenger RNA from Xyrauchen texanus (razorback sucker), 3254 nucleotides. RefSeq lists its product as uncharacterized. Gene Ontology annotation, biological process: microtubule-based movement. Gene Ontology annotation, molecular function: ATP binding; microtubule binding; microtubule motor activity. NCBI's taxonomy places the organism in Eukaryota, Metazoa, Chordata, Actinopteri, Cypriniformes, Catostomidae. The record is from RefSeq and is a predicted model, not a curated record. The transcript has 8 exons. The coding region runs from base 1 to 1095 and encodes 364 amino acids.